UAAGCCUUUGAGUUUCACAAUUCUUCCAUUCCAUUUAUUGAAACUCAACCACGCUUCCCACUACAAGCAACUUCCACCACCGCAAAACCAAGUAAAGAAGCCACCAGGAAAAUGAAAAGAAAAGCAGAGACCAGUCUAACAAUGGGCAUUGAAACUUCACCGUUUGAGAGCAGUGAGAUGCUUGCGAGUUUUCUAGCCUCGACGCCGCUGUUAGAGGAGUCAUGGAGGCUAUGCGAUCGUGCCAACGCGAGUCCGGGGCAAGCUUUUUUGAUAGAACAGGUCGGGAGCAGAGUUUAUGUUGCCUUUUCUGGUGUGCAGUAUUUGAUUCAGGGUUCAGAUCCGAGUUUCGGUAACUUGGUUUCGCUGGAUGGUGUGAGUGAGGACUUUUUAGCUCCAUUGCAUUACCGGAAUGAAGGGGAGGAACCGGUGAUGGUUCACGCUGGCUUGUUGCAUCUCUUCAUCUCCUCCUACCAAGCUUUCAAAACCCAGAUGUCGACCAUACGGGAGAAAUGCAAGUCAAUUGUCAUCACAGGCCAUUCCAUUGGAGGAGGAACAGCCUCUCUUGCUGCUCUAUGGCUACUUUCAUUGCUCCAAUCAGAGUCUUCAUCCCUCCCAGUAUUAUGCAUAACCUUUGGCUCUCCACUGCUAGGUAAUGAGUCUCUUUCUCGUGCCAUUGCUCGAGAAAGAUGGGGUGGAAACUUCUGUCAUGCUGUCUCAAAACAUGACCUAAUGCCAAGGCUUCUAUUUGCUCCAGUAGCUUCUAUCACCUCUCAGUUACAUUGCUUGUUACAAUUCUGGCACUUGUCGAUGCAUUCUCCACAAUAUAGGCAACUAGCAGACCAAUUAAGCGGUGGAGUUGCUCCCCAAAUUUUUGAAAAUGUAUUGACCUACUUGGGACGGUUAACACAAGCUGGAGGAUCAUUGAAAAGCGUGUUCUCGCCAUUUGGGAACUACUUUUUCUGUUCUGAAGAGGGUGCAAUAUGCAUCGAAAAUGCAGCAUCUGUUAUCAAGAUGAUGCAAUUAAUGUUGGUCACAAGUUCUCCUAUAUGUAGCAUUGAGGAUCAUCUUAAAUAUGGAGAUUAUGUCAGUAAAAUUUCUUUGCAGAUCUUGAAUAAGACAAACUUCAUGCAAGGCGACCUCCCUAAGUCGAGCGAUGAAGCAGGGGUUGCAUUGGCAUUGCAGUCAGCAGGGAUACUUAACCAGGAACCAAUUGCAAGUCCAGCAAAGGAUUGCCUCAAGAUGGCGAGGCAAAUGGGUCUCACACCAAGUUUGAACUGUGCAAAGUUAGCCAUUAAAUUGUCGAAAAUAAAUCCUUAUCGAGCUGAGAUAGAAUGGUACAAAGCAUGUUGUGAUUCAUCCGACGAUCAACUAGGUUACUACGAUUCCUUCAAGCUAAGGCGUGCCUCAAAAAGGGACUCAAAAGUCAAUAUGAACAGGCACAAGCUGGCUCAGUUUUGGGACCAUGUAAUCCGCAUGUUGGAUAAUAAUCAACUGCCUCAUGAUUUUCACAGGCACCGAAAAUGGGUAAAUGGUUCUCAGUUCUAUAUGCUCCUGGUUGAGCCAUUGGAUAUUGCAGAAUAUUAUCGAACACGAAAGCAUCAUGUAAAGGGGCAUUACAUUGAUCAUGGAAGGGAGAGGAGGUAUAAGAUUUUCGACAGUUGGUGGAAAAAUAGAAAGGUGACAGAUGAAGAAAACAGCCAGAGGAGUCGGUUUGCCAGCGCGACUCAGGACACAUGCUUUUGGGCAAAGGUGGAACAAGCCAGAGACAGGCUUGACAAUGUCAGAAGUGAGCAUGAUCCAAGGAAGCGGGCUGCACUCUGGGAUUCUAUCGAUCGCUUUGAAAUGUACGCAAGGGGAUUGGUCGAAAGGAAGGAGGUUUCUAUCGAUGUUCUAGCAAAGAAUUCAAGCUACACUUUGUGGACGGAAGAUUAUAAAAGAUUGAAAUCCCAGAUGCGUCAACUGCCUCCCCCGUUUCCAAGCUUGAUGGAUGUGGAAGUCGUUCCGUUCUUGGAUGAUAACAAGUAGGAAUGUGUUGACACUGCCACAAAAAAUAUGGAUUUGUACCACUUGUAGCUUAUGGUACAAGACUUGUUAUAUUAUAUAUGUUAAGGAUGCAUAUAUAUAUAUAUAUAUAUAUGUAUGUAUGUAUGUAUAUCAUCUGCAAGAGCUUCUUCUAGGGGCCUCGCCUCCUGAUGGCCUAGGAAUCUUGUUUCCUUGUGUAUAUUAUUUGAAAACAAUUGCUGAUCCUUUGCAUCCAUUCUCUCCUCUUGUAUAAACCCAAAUCAAGUUAGAUAUAUAAUUUGUCCUUUUCACUUG
Messenger RNA from Tripterygium wilfordii, 2316 nucleotides. Its product is annotated as lipase-like PAD4. The record is from RefSeq and is a predicted model, not a curated record. Lineage: Eukaryota; Viridiplantae; Streptophyta; Magnoliopsida; Celastrales; Celastraceae. Gene Ontology annotation, biological process: lipid metabolic process. The transcript has 4 exons. The coding region runs from base 112 to 2025 and encodes 637 amino acids.